AUGGGUAAACUCUCCAUUGCCUUUGCUUUGUUCGCCACCGCUGCUGCUCAACUUAGCAAUGAAUAUUUGCCUCCCAAUGUAGGUGGCGGUGGUGCUAUUGGUGCUGCCAGUUAUGGUGUGGCUGCCAGCGCUCCAGCUGCCGAAGUAGCUUAUGCCGCCCCAGCUGCUUCCUAUGAAAGCUAUGAAGUUGAAGCUGCUGCUCCUGCACAUUCCUUCUCGGAAGCCGAUGGUUAUCGUUACAAGACCCAACGUCGUCGUGUUGUGAAGACAGCUCGCCGUCAUCGUCGUGAAGUUUCAGCUGAAUAUUUGCCACCAGCAGCCUCUGCUCCAGCUGUUUCUUAUGCUGCUGCUCCCGUUGAUAACUAUGGUGCUCCUGCCGCUUCAUCAUCCUAUGAAUCGUAUGAUGUCGAUGCUUCGGCACCAGCUCAUUCCUUCUCUGAAGCUGAUGGUUAUCGUUAUAAGACCCAACGCCGUCGUGUCAUUCGUCGUAAUCGUUUCUAG
Molecule: messenger RNA, 501 nt
Organism: Musca vetustissima
Lineage: Eukaryota; Metazoa; Arthropoda; Insecta; Diptera; Muscidae
Product: cuticle protein 16.5-like
Exons: 2
Coding region: 1-501 (166 amino acids)
Source: RefSeq, a predicted model, not a curated record